Messenger RNA from Aspergillus pseudoviridinutans, 681 nucleotides. RefSeq names its product glutathione S-transferase family protein. Lineage: Eukaryota; Fungi; Ascomycota; Eurotiomycetes; Eurotiales; Aspergillaceae. The record is from RefSeq and is a predicted model, not a curated record. Bases 1 to 681 code for a protein of 226 amino acids. The transcript has a single exon.
AUGAAGCCAAUCAAAGUCUAUGGUGGCUACUUUGGCCCAAACCCCCUCAAAAUAUGUAUCAUCCUUUCGGAGCUGGGCAUUCCCUAUGUGACCGAGCUAGUCGAUUUCAGCCAGCUUAAGACCCCAGAAUACGAGUCGAUUAAUCCAAAUGGUCGCCUCCCAACCAUUUACGACCCCAAUACCGACCUUACUUUGUGGGAGUCCGGUGCAAUAAUCUUAUAUCUGGUGGAGACCUAUGACAAGGAACGCAGGUUGAGCUUUGCGCCUGGGUCUCCUGAAGCGCAUCAGGCAUGCCAGUGGCUCUUCUACCAGGUCUCUGGACAGGGCCCUUAUUAUGGUCAGGCCGUUUGGUUUAAGCAAUAUCAUCCAGAAAAGGUCCCCAGCGCGCUGACGCGGUAUGUCAAUGAAAUUCGGCGGGUAUCUAAGGUGCUGGAUCGUUGGCUCGAGAAUCGGGAGUGGCUUGUUGGUGAUAAGUUAUCAUACGCCGAUCUGUCCUUUAUCACCUGGCAAAACGGGGCGCGUCGGGCAUUAUCCGACGAGGGGUACGAUGAAAAUGAGUUCCCACACAUGCUAUCAUGGUUGAAUCGGAUGAAUGAGAGGGAGAAGGUAAAGGAGCUCGUCGAGAAGCAGGAACUAUUGAUCCAGGAGAAGAAGAAAGCUGCUGCAAAAGAAGCUCACUGA